AUGUUCACCGACAAAAGCACCUCGUCGCUGGCACAUAAACCGGUACAGAAGAAAACCCGUCCGCACGGCCUGCCCUCUCCCGCCCUCUGCUGCGCCUGCGGUCUCUGCAUCAUGUUGGCCGGGAUCAACAUCACUCUAGUUGGCGCCUUUGCGUUUGGGACAUUUCUGCCAGUCAACAACCCCCCAAUCAUCAUUGGUCCCAUCCUCCUUGUCGUUGCCUUUGCCUUUUUUGGGGCUUGCUGUAUCUGCAGCCGGAGACCCCCCGCCCAUGGCACCAGGAAGUCUAAACCGGGGUCUAACAUUGGCUUUAUUAAGCCAGGAAAUGCGGCCUUUGAAAUUGAAACCAGCGAGCACACCAUACAGGACACCACUGCCGUCCAGCUGAGUCCCACCAACUCCCCGGUGUCCUCACGAAAAUCUUCCCCCGUGCAAGAAAAUACAAAGAUGUGCAAACUCUUCACAAUGGAGGGGAACGGGCCAGCCGCUAGAUUCACAGCAGAUGGAGAGUCUAUACAGCUUAAUUUACCCAGAGACCCGGUCACCUAG
Molecule: messenger RNA, 546 nt
Organism: Pseudophryne corroboree (corroboree frog)
Lineage: Eukaryota; Metazoa; Chordata; Amphibia; Anura; Myobatrachidae
Gene: TMEM275
Product: transmembrane protein 275
Exons: 1
Coding region: 1-546 (181 amino acids)
Source: RefSeq, a predicted model, not a curated record